AUGGCCACUGUUCCACUUGGCUUCAACAUCGAUGCCCCGCGCUGGGACCAGAGCACCUUCGUGGGGCGCCUGAAGCAUUUCCUCAACAUCACCGACCCGCGGACAGUGCUGGUGCCAGAGGAGGAGCUGGACCGGGCCAAGGCCCUGGUGGAAGGCUGCAGGGCCGGACUGGUGCCACCAGGAAGCAGCCAGGAGCAGCUGCUCUAUGCCAAGAAGCUGUACGACUCAGCCUUCCACCCUGACAGCGGUGAGAAGAUGAACCUCAUCGGGAGGAUGUCCUUCCAGGUGCCAGGGGGCAUGGCCAUCACCGGCUGCAUGCUCCAGUUCUAUCGGACGGUGCCUGCUGUGGUUUUUUGGCAGUGGGUGAACCAGUCCUUCAAUGCCUUUGUCAACUACACCAACCGUAACGCUGCCGCCUCCAUCUCGCUGAGGCAAAUUGGUGUGGCUUAUGUCACGGCCACCGGUGCAGCCCUGGCCACCGCAGUGGGACUCAACCUCUACACCAAGCGAGCACCCCCCUUGCUGGCCCGCUGGGUCCCCUUCGCAGCUGUGGCUGCUGCCAACUGUAUCAAUAUCCCCAUGAUGCGGCAACAGGAGAUCAUCAAUGGGAUCACAGUGACAGAUGGGGACAACAACGAGCUUGGUCGCUCCAGGAGGGCAGCAGUGAAGGGCAUCGCACAGGUUGUGGUCUCCAGGAUCACCAUGGCAGCACCGGGCAUGAGUGAGUGUAAAGCAGGAGGGUGUGGGACUGGACCACGGACUCCCCUAGGACCCACUACUUUGCCUUCCCUUGCUUCAGUUUCCCCCACGAAGAAGAGGGAGGGUGGCACUGCAUCCCAGGUGUCAUUUGGUCUCAUCCCACAAAUGGAGCUGAUCUCCUUAUCCUGCCAUUCCAGUUGGAGUCCCCCAAGCCCCCAGGCUUCCUCAUCCCAACGCACAGCCUGUGGGGGACAUGGGGUGCUCUCAUGGCAGUUUGGCCCCACAAGGACACAUCUCAUGCUCUCUGGCCCUAGCCCCUCGCUCUGCAGCCCAGCAUCCCCUCACCUCAUGAGACCCUUGACAUGCCGCAGGCCGAGCAGGAGGGAUUGGGAGCAUGAGGAGCACAGACCAUGCUGCCUGGGUGAUGAAUGUGUGUGGGUUAAGGUCUUUGCUGUGAGCAAACACCCAGUGGCCCUCAGCACAACUAGCUGCUGCCAUGGCCUCCAGGUGGACAGUCCUGCUGGGAGAGCCCUGCAGGCUGACUUGCAGGGGGAGCCUGACCUUUUCUCUCUGUACCUAGUUAUUUUGCCCAUCAUCAUGGAGCGGCUGGAGAAAUUCACGUUCAUGCAGCGAAUCCGGGUUCUCCACGGGCCUCUGCAGGUGCUGCUCUGCGGGGGCUUCCUCCUGUUCAUGGUGCCAGCAGCCUGUGCCCUCUUCCCACAGAGAUGCUCCCUUGCGCUGGCUGACCUUGAGCUGGAGCUGCGUGACAGCAUUGUGGCCAAGCACGGGGACAAAGUGCCGUACGUCUAUUUUAACAAGGGACUGUGAAAGGAGAUCACCUCAGGAGCCAUCACACCCCUCCAGCCCCCUGCCACCGCCAGUACUGCAUCCCCUGAGCAGGGAUCAGAAGCACAGUCCAGCCAGAUCUGCUCCCCAGCCCAGCAUCUUCUCUGCUGCCUCCUUCCACUGGAGAAGCAGAAUCUGGCUCUGUGUGCCCAGCUUGCAGCACUUUGGCUUGUCCUGAGCCUCCCCCAUCUGCUGCUGGCUGUGUCCAUGCUUCCCCACAUGCCUCUUGCUUUGAGCAAUGCCUGUAUUUCCCGUGCCUUCCUCUGGCCCAGUGCAGGAGGAUCUGCCCACCCUGUCUGAGCCUUUUGUGGUCACUGGACUUGGCCCCACAAGGCAUCAGGCUCUCUCACUUGGAGCUCAAAGCACAGUUCUACCUCCAAAAGCAGUUGUCCUGCCAUUGUACCAGCAAUCAAACCACAUUCCUGCCUUAAACCUCCACAGUAGCCUCUUACCAAGACCUGGAUCAUGCCUUGGCAGGCAUGAAGGGACCCGUUGCCUCUGCACAGGGAGUAUCCCAAAGUCCAGAGGCCGGUGCUUGGACUAUGCCUUCCUUGCUGUCAGGUUCAGGUUUUAUUCACUUAGCAAUUGCCAUAAUCCAGGAAAGAAAUAGCUAAUGGUUUUUAAGCUCUAAUUUUUUCAUUCCUCUGAUCACAAAAGCCAGCCAUCACCCUUGUCCCACAUCUCACUGUCCCCACAGUAGGACCAUGGACCUGCAGCUUUGGGGGACAGUUGUCUCUGUGCCCCCUUGGAUGGGGGAAGGAGACACAGGUGUCACAGAAUCACACAAUUGUUAGGGACCCUCUGAAGAUCAUCUAGUCUGCCUAGGCAGAUGAUCUAGUGCCAAGGCAGGGUCACCUAUAGCAGGUGACACAGGAAGGCAUCCGGGUGGGUUUUGAAUAUCUCCAGAGAGGGACACUCUACAACCUGCCUGGGCAGCCUAUUCCAGUGCUCUACCACCCUCAGUGCACAGAAGUUCUUCCCCAUAUUGAAGUGGAACUUCUUGUCGUUUAGUUCAUGGGCAUUACUCCUUGUCUUGUCGCUGGGCACCACUGAAAAGAGCCUGGCACCAUCCUCAUGGCACCCGCCUUUGCAAUAUAUAUGCAUUGAUGAGAUCCUCUCUCAGUCUUCCCCAGACAGGCCCAGCUCCCACAGUUUCUCCUCACAGGAGAGAUGCCCCAGACCCCUCAUCAUCUUCAUGGCCUCUGCUGGACCCUCUCCAGUAGCUACUUGUCUUUCUUGUCACAGAGCUGUAUUAAUUUGGGCUCUGAAUACCAGCACUGCAAACAACAGAGGAAGGUUGAAAAAUAAAUGCAAUGAUUUUUAAAAAACA
Messenger RNA from Neopelma chrysocephalum (saffron-crested tyrant-manakin), 2875 nucleotides. RefSeq names its product sideroflexin 2 (gene SFXN2). The transcript is spliced from 10 exons. The record is from RefSeq and is a predicted model, not a curated record. NCBI's taxonomy places the organism in Eukaryota, Metazoa, Chordata, Aves, Passeriformes, Pipridae. Gene Ontology annotation, biological process: monoatomic ion transport; serine import into mitochondrion. Bases 1 to 1527 code for a protein of 508 amino acids. Gene Ontology annotation, molecular function: monoatomic ion transmembrane transporter activity. Gene Ontology annotation, cellular component: mitochondrial inner membrane.